Messenger RNA from Papaver somniferum (opium poppy), 1151 nucleotides. RefSeq lists its product as uncharacterized. The transcript is spliced from 5 exons. Lineage: Eukaryota; Viridiplantae; Streptophyta; Magnoliopsida; Ranunculales; Papaveraceae. The record is from RefSeq and is a predicted model, not a curated record. The coding region runs from base 368 to 946 and encodes 192 amino acids.
CUGCCUCUUCCUUUUUCCCCCAUUAUUCUAUUAAAACAGAUAAAUUAUUACGAGGGAGUCGACGAAAUAAGUAUAUUAAGCGUAUUCUAAGAUGAAACAAACGGAUAUUCAGUUUUAGGAAAUGUGGAGAGUUCCCCCCCACAACGCAAACAAACAGACCCAAUGCUGCCGAAGCUGUUCCUUGACAACCUCCACAAUCAUUUUUGCUGCCCUAACAUUCACAAUUACAUGAAAACUUUUCCCACCGAAUUCGUCGUUUCUCGUUAGAGAAUCAGUCUGUCUCUCAAUCUUGUUCAAUCUGAAAAAAAGAAAAGAAAAAAGAUUUUCUUUUUCUUUUCGAGAUUUCAAGAAAAGAGAAAAUACAGAGAUGGCUGAUACUGAAUUAGUAGUAUCUUCAAUAUCAUCAUCAGCAGCAUCUACGAUCCAUGAUACAUUUUCAACCUCUUCUUCUUCAGCUUCAUCAUCGUCAUCAUCUUCUUCGUCGUCAGUUUUCACCAAUUACCCUCUUAUUUCAGCUUUAAUCGCUUUUGCUCUUGCCCAAUCUAUUAAGGUCUUCACUACCUGGUAUAAAGAAAGACGUUGGGAUUAUAAGCAACUUGUUGGGUCUGGUGGGAUGCCGUCGUCGCAUUCUGCUACAGUUGCUGCACUUGCUAUGGCUAUUGGAUUUCAUGAAGGCUUUGGAGGAUCGUUGUUUGCCACUGCAAUGAUCUUAGCAGCUGUUGUGAUGUAUGAUGCAUCUGGUGUUCGAUUACAUGCUGGACGUCAAGCUGAGGUAUUGAAUCAAAUUGUAUUUGAACUUCCGGAAGAACAUCCUCUGGCCGAUACCAGACCACUACGUGAACUUCUUGGCCACACUCCUCCUCAGGUAAUCGCAGGUGGGCUGCUAGGAUUUGCUACAGCAUUUUUUGGCCACUUGAUUACCCAAACUGUCGGUAGUCAAACUUGAUUCGUGCAAAUCUCAUCUGGUAGCGUCUUCAAGCCUUGACCACCAAUUGUCUUUCAAGUAAAGGAAUGAAAUCAUAAAUCUUAUACAUGACUUGGUUAUUUCAUCUACAAUAUAAACUCAUAAUCUGUAAUUUUGUCAAUAAUUACGGUGUACUCUGCAUGAAAUUCUCCUAGCUCAGUAUGUGCGAACUUUCUAUGGUCUAAAA